AUGUUCGCUAAUCCACCGCCCGCUAAUCCCGCGCCCACACGGAGCGAAGGGGACGUCGACCCGUUCGUUCUCUACACCCAGUCCCUCCACGAUUAUACUCUGCAAUUGUGGACGGAGUCGCGAAGGCUUGCGGAAGAGAAGGCCCGUAUCAGGGCCGCAGAAAUUGCGGGGUCGAAGAAGCAGGAGGGGAGGCAAAGACAGCGGGCAGACGCGGCUAGGCAUUAG
This is a messenger RNA of Sparassis crispa, 225 nucleotides long. RefSeq lists its product as hypothetical. Bases 1 to 225 code for a protein of 74 amino acids. The record is from RefSeq and is a predicted model, not a curated record. NCBI's taxonomy places the organism in Eukaryota, Fungi, Basidiomycota, Agaricomycetes, Polyporales, Sparassidaceae. The transcript has a single exon.